This is a messenger RNA of Capsaspora owczarzaki ATCC 30864, 1094 nucleotides long. RefSeq lists its product as hypothetical. The record is from RefSeq and is a predicted model, not a curated record. The transcript has a single exon. Gene Ontology annotation, cellular component: mitochondrion; large ribosomal subunit. Gene Ontology annotation, biological process: translation. The coding region runs from base 109 to 981 and encodes 290 amino acids. Gene Ontology annotation, molecular function: structural constituent of ribosome. Lineage: Eukaryota; Filasterea; Ministeriida; Capsasporidae.
UCCGUCGUCGUCGUUGUCCUCCACCUCAACAACGUGCUCGACUUGUCGUAGUACAGCAGAAGUAGCAGAAGCGGCAGAGAGACAGAGCCACAGUAAAAGAGAGAGAGAAUGGCCUCGACGCGCGCUCCCACUUCCAAGCUCGUCCAUGCGGCGUAUGUCGCAAAGGCCGCCGCGCGGAUGUCGGCGCCCGAGCAAACCAAAGCGCUGACCAAGCAGCUCGCAGCCAAGUUCCCGGGCCCGCCGAGCCCGCUGCACGUCGUCCGGCUCAAGCGCUCGCCCAUCGGCUGCGACGACAAGCUGCGAUCCACGCUCAAGCUGCUCCGCUUGACCACCCUGCAGGACGUCUCCAUCAAGUUCAACUCGCCGAGAAACAAUGGCAUGCUGUUCAAGAUCCGAUCGAUGGUCGAGGUCCUGCCGCUCCGCAUCGUCCAGAUCAAGCGCGAAGACGUUGUCCACCGCGCCAUCUCGUCCCACAUUGCCAACCAAAUCCCUGGCUACCUCGGGGCAAACGGCAUCUUUUACUUGUUUGAAGACGAAAACAAGGCCCCGGCGGCAGAUCUUCAGCCCUUCAUCACCAAGCUGGACGGCUCGCCCGCCUUCCCCGAACAGCUCGCCAGCUUCAACAAGCGCUGCAAGACGGUUCAAGAACGCAAUCGCGUGGAUAUUAAGGACGCCGUCCGGUUGAUAUCCAACCUCACUCCCCAGACGGUGGCUGCCGCAACCGAGCUUCUCGCGGAAGGAAUGGUCCCCACCGAAGUCAAACGCGAACUCAGUGGCACCACGGCGGUUCAUGUUGUCCCUAACGCCAAUGGCGAACUCGGUGACACCAAGAAGGCGGUUGACCUUGCCGGCAAAAAGGCUCCAAAGGCAUCAUCACGAAAGACUGCCAAAAAGGCACCAAAGGCGCCGGCUGAAGCAACACCCGAGACUGCCAAGGCAGCACCAGAGACUACCGACGGAGCACCAGUGGCCGAUCGAUGAGUUGUUGCGUCUUGGCUGUGCCUGUAAACAACAACAAGAGCAAUACAUGCGUUGGUGUUUGAUUUUUUUUUUUCGUUUUCUCUUCUUUUGAUCGAUUUUCUCGCGCUCUCUCU